Molecule: messenger RNA, 3327 nt
Organism: Misgurnus anguillicaudatus (oriental weatherfish)
Lineage: Eukaryota; Metazoa; Chordata; Actinopteri; Cypriniformes; Cobitidae
Source: RefSeq, a predicted model, not a curated record
CAAUCAGAGAUUGUUGCGAAGGUAAUUCCGUCGCAUGUGAGUGGGAUUUUAUGAAAUAUGCAAAUCCGAGCUGUUUUUCCUUUCCGCUGGUGAGAGGUUCGGUUCAGGAUAAUAAGGGAGUUUUGCUGCUUUAAUAAGGCCUGUUUUGAAACAUGCAUCACAUGAAGAAAUAUUUCACCGAGGGACUCAUUCAGUUUACAAUUCUGCUGAGUUUGAUAGGAGUUCGCGUGGAUGUCGACACCUAUUUGAACGGUUACUUCUCGCCGUUAAUAGAGACGGACGGCGGACCGAGUUCGGCUUUCAUACAGACACCAUUUCACCACUUUCGGGAUACAGCAGCGGGCCAUCAGGUGCAUCCUAAAUGUCCCGAGCUUGACUAUUUUUUCGCUAGCCGCAGGCUGCUGAAUGAAGUGCGUGCGCUCGGCUCCCCGGCCCGCUUCCCCACGCGUGUCAGUGCGUGGCUGGUGCACCUGGUACCUGAUGAUAACUCGGAUGUCGAUGAGCAAGACGACCUGGACUCUGGUAACGACGAGGUAAAUACCGAAAAUAUCCGAGAAGUAGAAAAUGACCACGAGAUUGGAGAGGCAUUCGCACUUUCAGUAUCUCAGGAUACUCAUACCACACCAGGGCCUUGCCGUGCAGUAGAAGAACUUUCUAAAGAGGAUGCUUUACUGAACCAGGAGGAGGAGGAUGUGAAAGAUGAAGAAGGGCAAGAGGAAACCAACCCUGCUUUGCUAAACCAGUUGACUCAGAGCUCAGCAUUAGAGCCAGAGGAUCUACUGAGUAGCAGUAGUCUGCCUCCACCUCUUUCUGGACUAGAGCUCCCUCCACAGUGGCAGGACUUCCUCUCUGAUUUUGAUCAUUUUGACCCUAUGGACUCCCAACACAUAUCAGAUUUAGAUGCAGACCUUCAUAAUCCCAUCAGCUAUGAUGUAAGCCUUCAAGAUGCCAUGGUACCAAGGAGAGAUUCCACCACCUGCCGGCCCACAUUAAGCAGAGCACCCCUCUUCCGUCUUGAAUCGACCAAUUCUUCCCACUCAGACCAACCUCAAAGUUCAUCAGGCGCACCUCCUUCUUCACUCUUUCCUAUGUCGGGUAACAGCUCUCGCAACGAAACCUCCCCAUCACAGAUGGGAGGUUAUCUGGAUGAGGCUGUUUUUGAGCAUAUAAAUAUGUUAGAUUUAGGAAAUCUUGGUACAGUUGAUCCUCAGAUUCUGGAUUGCAUACAGGGUGACACAGAUGCUCCAUGGAUGGAAGAUUCAGAUUCUGGUUUGUCUUUAGAAAACAGUUCAAGGAGCGCUGCAUCCCCAUCAACAUCAUCAGAUUCAUUUUGCGAGGAAGAGGGCGGAGCUACAGGUUAUAGCAGCGAGGUGGAGUCAUUCUCUUCCAAAGGAGCAGCAUGUGCUGCUGCUUACCGUGAUUGGUCACCAGUCAACCUUAAUGACCACAUUUGGCAUGACCACACCUACUCAGUCCCACAGGCUCAAAAUUCCACAUCUUGCUGGGUGCCAUCUAUCAAACAGGAAGUUAAGAGUGAAGAUGAGUCUGAACCAGAAGAGAUGAGUCGUGAUGAACGGCGGGUGCAGGCCUUGGGUCUUCCGUUUUCAGCUUUUCAGAUCAUCAACAUGCCUGUAGAGGACUUUCUGGAGCUGUUGGACAGACAGGAUCUGUCAGUAUCAGAAGUGACCUUCUUGCGGGACGUGCGCAGAAGAGGCAAAAACAAGCUUGCGGCUCAGAACUGCCGCAAGAGGAAGUUGGAUGCCAUCCUGGGCCUGCAGGGUGAAGUCGAGGGCCUUGCAGCGCAGCGAGAUGCUCUUUUGCGCCAAAGAGCCCACACAGCCAAGGCACUCUCCGCUGCAGCAGAACGCUUCGACGCGCUCUCGCGGACCGUGUUGAACCAUCUUCAGGAUGAAUGUGGACAGCCUCUAAGCGCUGAGAACUACACACUACAUUGCAGCGCUAACGGACGGGUAAUGGUUCAGCCUCGCACUAGCACCACAUCAAGGACGACAGUUACAAGUGGCAAGACAUCUAAGAGAAAGAAGGACAAAAAACAUUAAGAGACCAUUUUGAGUAUGUGUGUGCGCGUAUGCGUGUGUUUACAUAUUUUUUUGCUGAUGGUCGGUUUCUAUCCUUGAGAAAAGAUGUUUUGGGGCUCUUGUUUGCUUUUCAAAGUUGUAUUCAUAACUCAAGUGGAGGACAGGAAAAGACUUUAACAAAUACUACAUUUACACCAUGGGCGUAGCCACAUUCACUUGCGAGAGGGAAGGUAAUGAAAACACUGGACGUUAUAUGAAUGUGUAUAAAGUAUUUCUAAAAAGAGGACAUUUGAUAAGAAAGAAUAUUUCUUUUUUUUAAUUUAAUGUAAAUGGAAAAUUACUAAGUAAAGAAUGUUUCCGGAUAAAUGCAGUUGGUCACUGGAUGACCAUGCUUAAGGUUCAUUUGUAUUGCUAUUUCUUGCAGGAUAGAGGUUAACAUGAAGAGGCCAACUGGUUUACAAUAACCUUAAUAUAGACAACUUCAACCACAAAUCAGUCAUCAUACAGUAUAUUGCAUCCUUUUACACCUCUUAAAUUGAUCCAAAGAUGAACCAUUUACUCAACCUCAUUUUCUAUCAAACUUGUAUGAUUUGUUAGGAGUUAGGAGGCGAAAAUAUCAUACCCUUACAAUUUUCAAAGAUUCUCCCAUUGUAAUUGCAUGAUUGAUUAAAUAAACGACAAAAAAAAAGAUCACUUUGGAUAAUCUAACCCCUUCAAGUGAAAUGUAAUCCUUAGGCUUUUUUGAAACUGUGACCUACCUUUAAUUUCAAAUGACUGGUUUGAUCAUUCCGCACCCUCAAACAUUUAAAUGCCACUGAGAUGAUUAAACUGUUCCCAUUCAUUAUAUUACUGUCACUUGGUUAGCAAGAACAAUUCUGUUAUGCUUGGGUGGCCUUAAUUGCCUUUUUGAUGAAAUUUAGUGAAAUUACAAGAUUAAAUUGCAUUUUCUUUAUUAUUUUGGUAAGUUUGGUCUACCUCAUGGAACAGCAAUACAGUUUCGAAAAGGCAAUUGCUUUAUUACUUUAAUGAGCAAUUAGUUUGUGAUUUAUAAAACAAAGUAAUACUGGACAUAUGUGAAUAUCUUGUUUUUGGCAGAAUGGAUUAAUUUUGUGUUUGAGAGUUUUGCUUUUCUUUCUAUUUUAUUAAGUUGAUCUAUUUUGUGUGUUUUUUAUAUAUAUUUGUGUGUGUUUUGUUUGGUUGGAACACUUGCCUUUAAUUUUAAAAAGGGAUUUUUAAAAUUUGGUUCUUUUUUAUCUUUUACAAUAAAUAAGAGGAAAAUUUAUUUUUG